This is a messenger RNA of Jaminaea rosea, 820 nucleotides long. RefSeq lists its product as hypothetical. The transcript is spliced from 2 exons. Bases 91 to 663 code for a protein of 190 amino acids. The record is from RefSeq and is a predicted model, not a curated record. Gene Ontology annotation, molecular function: dynein intermediate chain binding. Gene Ontology annotation, cellular component: cytoplasm; cytoplasmic dynein complex. Gene Ontology annotation, biological process: microtubule-based movement. NCBI's taxonomy places the organism in Eukaryota, Fungi, Basidiomycota, Exobasidiomycetes, Microstromatales.
GACGAAAGAAGUUUCCGAGCUCAUCAAGCGGAAAGAAAAGAUCAGCAUCCAUCGUGAGCCAUUGCUGUGUGAAGAUACACGCUCGCAGACAUGUCCCUCUCCCCCUCCUCCUCCUCAGGCUCACCAAGCCUCCACGCCCGGAUGGAUCCUUCCUCCCUCGCAGCAAAGCCGCACAAUCUCUCAACGAGCCCGCCACCACCAGGCUCGCCCAUGCCACCAGCUGCCUCCUUAGCCUCAAGAGCAGAGGAAGCGUCAACCCCAUCAGCCUCCUCUCCAUCAACAGCAGCCCAGGCCUUCGCAGCUUCUUCAUCAUCUCAGCCCGCACCGCCACCCGAGGUAGAAGCCACUCUCUCCAAGCUCACAUCUCACAAGAACGUCACCGGCUGCCUGAUCCUCAGUCGUCCAGACGCCCUCAUCAUCCGCGCUGGUGGGAGAGACUUUGAGCCGUCCGGGCCUGGUGCACACGAUCGCAGUGAGAGGCUGAGAAGGAUCGUCAAGCUAGUGCGACAAAGCAUGGAUACGCUCUCCGCUGGUGUGGGAGGGGUGGACGAAGGAGAUGAGGUCGGGUUUGUGAGGAUCCGGACGAAGAGGUACGAGAUGAUGAUCAGCCCGAGCGACAAGUACUUGCUCGUCGUGCUGCAGGAUCCGACGAUUGCGCCGUGAGCCGUGACAGAAGGAAGAGGGAUCAAUCCUCUCUGUGACUCUAUCACUACUUCACCGAUGCAAUCGUCUGUACUACCCCAUCUCUGCUUCGCAAUCCGACCACUGUUGCAGAUCGCGUCUGUUCUCCCCCUCGUUCUCAUCUGCCCCGGACGUGGGG